UGAGGUUAAUUUGAGCCAAAACUCUCAAACCACUUUCUUUUGCAAUUUCACUUCAGGAUUUGAAUGUGGAAUCUUUUUUUUUUUUUUUUUUGCUUUUGCCUAUCUCAAAGAAUGUGAGUGAUUUCUUCCCUCCCUAUUAAAUCAUCAUUAGGGGUCCUGUCUCUGUGCCCACCCACAAUAGAAAGAUUUUAGGGAGGGACUUUGCCUUUCAACAUUUAACCAGUGAGCAGCCUGAUCCCGGUGAGACAGAGGGCUUUUCAAAACCUGGAAUUAACCCAAGCAGACCUGCACGGAGCCGGGGGUCCCCUCACAUCUCACCCCAGUGAUGUUAAGACAAAUAACGAGCUUUUUUUGAAUAUAUAUUGCCUAUAAUGGAUGUAUCUGCUGCUGAUGCGCUGCACGGAUCUUUUGGAGAGCUUUUCACCGCUCAGUCAGCCGGAUCAGGUUUUUGAUAAAUGUGAGGGGGAAUAACUCUUGUUUCAGAGACUCUGUUGGUGUGGAUGGACAGGUCAGGAGCGCAUAUGUGGAUUUAUUUCUGGGAUUUAUCUGCCUCAAGAUUCCGGGUCUUGAUCGGAUGAAAUAAAAAGAAGAAUGUAUGGAAUAAACCAGCGCUGCAUUUACAUAUCAUUUCAUUUUUUCGUGCUGUGGUGCCACGCUCAGGGGGAGAAUCACCCGUCUCCUAAUUUUAACCAGUAUGUGAGGACGCAGGGUGCAGUGACGGACCAGCUCAGCCGCAGACAGGUCAGGGUGUACCAGCUCUACAGCCGCACCAGCGGGAAACACGUCCAGAUUCAGGGCAAAAGGGUCACCGCCACCGCCGAGGAUGGAAAUAUGUACGCUCGUCUUUUUGUUGAGACAGACACAUUUGGCAGUCGGGUGAGGAUAAGAGGCGCAGAGAGUGGGCGCUACCUCUGCAUGAACCGGAAGGGGAAACUUGUUGGAAAGCCCAACGGCCGGAGCAGGGAUUGUAUCUUCACAGAGAUAGUUCUGGAGAACAAUUACACAGCCUUCCAGAAUGCCAAGUAUGAGGGCUGGUAUGUGGCUUUCACCAGGAAAGGGAGGCCCAUCAAAGCCUCCAGGACGAGGGAGAACCAGAGAGAGGUCCAUUUCAUCAAGAGGCUACAUACGGGCCCGCCUCCCUUCCCCAACACGGACCAAAGCAAACACUUUGAGUUCAUCCGAUUUCCGGCCACACGUCGAGCGAAGCGGAACAGGAAAUCACGUACCUCUUCCUAACAUGCAGCAAAAGCAAUGGACUGAUGACAGUUGUGACAUAGGAAGAAACAGAUGCGAUUUUAUUUUUGUAUAUUUUGAUAGGUAAAAGAUGGUUGAAAGGCCAUAAAUCUAAAGUAAUAUUGCUGUAAAAUGAUCAUGUGUAAAUACUGAAAGAGAGUAAAGAAGAUGGAUUAUAUUUAA
Dicentrarchus labrax (European seabass) is the source of this 1416-nucleotide messenger RNA. RefSeq names its product fibroblast growth factor 17 (gene fgf17). The record is from RefSeq and is a predicted model, not a curated record. Gene Ontology annotation, molecular function: type 1 fibroblast growth factor receptor binding; type 2 fibroblast growth factor receptor binding; growth factor activity. Gene Ontology annotation, biological process: fibroblast growth factor receptor signaling pathway; regulation of cell migration; positive regulation of gene expression. NCBI's taxonomy places the organism in Eukaryota, Metazoa, Chordata, Actinopteri, Moronidae. The transcript is spliced from 5 exons. Gene Ontology annotation, cellular component: cytoplasm. The coding region runs from base 592 to 1236 and encodes 214 amino acids.